UCACAAAGAAAAGCAAUUGUACAUUUGUCAAUAUUGCGAUUUUUCCACGAAACAUUCUUCCUACUUAAAAGUGCACUUCACGCGCAAACGUAAGGACGAUUUUCACAUUUUGUGCAACAAGUGCGAUCGAAAGUUUCGGAUAAAAGGUGAUUAUACCAAGCACUUCAUCACUCACGAAGAAGAUGAAUGUAUCUGUGACAUAUGCGGUACAACAAUGGCAAACAUGAUGUCCCUUUUUUCCAUGAGAAUUAUAAACACAAAGUAAAAGAGGCGAAUUUUCAACGUUCUAUAUGCAAGAAGAAGUUGCAAACUCAAAAGAACUUGGACAGUCAUAUAAAGCAGCAUGAGCUGAGAUAUACAUGCGAAGAAUAUGGUGCACGAUUGAUUCAUAAGGCAACAUCGAGGAAACACAUUAGUGCGCACUUCGGCGAGAAGCCUUAUGUGUAUCAUAUAUGUAAAAAAGAUUUUGCAAGCAUGGCUAUCUGAAAGGUGCAUCUUUUGACAUGCGGAGAUUCAUCUAUAUAUCUACAGAAUUUGUGAUCAAAGCUUCAUACAACGUCCAAAAGGAAACAUCGAUGUUACGGAAAUUCCAUCGUCUUUAAUAUAACAUUAUCAAUAAUAUAACGCGUAAUGCUACAAAAAUACAAAAUGAAAUCUGUUCCCGAUCACAGAGAUGAAUGUGAAAUUUCAUGUCAGAUUACUCUUGGAAAAAGGCAGAUGUCGAAGUUGGGAAAUGCCAGAAGCGAAAAGAGAGAUGCCAAAAUAUUCAUUGAUUCAAUAAAGUCAAAAGAUACAAUUAAAGAAGGAACAACGGAAGAUGUCAACAAGCAGUUCAGUGAAGCCAUUCACGAAGAGAAAUUAUUGCAUACUGAUAAAACGUGUACAAGAGAAGACGUACUUUAUAAGAAACUUGUUAGUGGAAAUUAUAUAUGUGAUAUUUGUCAAAUAGUAUUUAAGCAAAAAGGUAAAAUUCUGCGCCAUAUUACGAGCAAACACAGUUUUCAUCGUCCUUUCAAGUGUGCAAUUUGCAGCAAAAGUUUCAAAUACAAGUGCGACUUGAAGAUGCACCGGCUUGUUCAUCAGGAGAUGGAUUCUAGCUCGUUGCACUGCUGCAAUAAAUGCGACUAUCGCGGUAGAACCAAAAGCAAUUUGAAAGCGCAUUACAUCAGGCGACACACCGACGAGUACAGAUUCGCUUGCGAACAUUGCGGUAAGCGCUUCAAGAUAGAAUGGGAUCUCAAGUUCCAUCUCGGCACGCACAACGGCUCUCAGCAUAUGUGCGACAUUUGCGGUAGAUUCUACACAAGCAAUUAUUCCCUGUACAAACACAGGAAAGUGGCGCACUUGAACGAAUACAAAUUCCACUGUGACGUGUGCAACAAGAAGCUCUUGACGCAGGAGAAUCUGGACAACCAUAUGCAACAGCACAAUAAAACUUACGACUGUAAAGAAUGCGGUAAGGCGUUCGCGUCGAAGAGAUACUUGGCUAAUCACGCGACGACGCAUACAGGCGUGAAACCGUACGUAUGCCACGUCUGUAAAAAAUGUUUCAGAACGUCGCAUAUGAGAAACACGCAUUUAGUUACGCAUUCGACUGAAAAGCCAUAUAUUUGUGAUUUAUGCGGGCAAGCCUUCAAGAGGAGAUAUUAUAUGAUUGUGCAUCGUAAAAAACAUCCGGAUGCACACUUAUCGUCACCACCUAUGCCUCUUGGGAAAGUAUCUCAGACAUGAACGCAAAUCAUGGUUUCAUAAAGAAUAUCUCGUUGUACCUCAUCAUAUCUUAUUGUUACGUAUUAAUCCUAGAAUAAUUUUACAUGUGAGAGAAAGAGAUACUACAAGAGAGAAUUGUGCUGUAUGUUUAAUUGUAAGAGAUUGAUAGACUAAUCUAAUUGUGGAAUCUUGAUUGGAAAAUGUGUAUCAAGAGCUGUAUGAAAUAUGAAAUAAUUCAGACUCAUAAAAACCGAUGUGAUCUCUGUUAUGUGAUAAUCUAAAUGUGUGUGUGUGUGUGAUACAAUUAUUUUACU
Molecule: messenger RNA, 2024 nt
Organism: Linepithema humile (Argentine ant)
Lineage: Eukaryota; Metazoa; Arthropoda; Insecta; Hymenoptera; Formicidae
Source: RefSeq, a predicted model, not a curated record